Trichoderma aggressivum f. europaeum is the source of this 723-nucleotide messenger RNA. RefSeq lists its product as uncharacterized. NCBI's taxonomy places the organism in Eukaryota, Fungi, Ascomycota, Sordariomycetes, Hypocreales, Hypocreaceae. The coding region runs from base 1 to 723 and encodes 240 amino acids. The transcript has 4 exons. The record is from RefSeq and is a predicted model, not a curated record.
AUGUCAUCCGGCGCUUACAUACUGUUUGACAUCCCCACCAAAGCACCACGCGUUUGCUGGUCGAUGAACAUCUGGAGGACGAGAUUACUUUUUAACUACAAGGGUCUCGACUACAAGACAGAAUGGGUCGAAUAUCCCGACAUCGGGCCGCGACUCAGCCAGCAUGUCCCCUCGAAUGAAAACGGACCCAAAUUUACACUCCCGGCUAUACAACUGCCCGACGGGUCCUACGUGAUGGACUCGUAUAAAAUCGCCGAUAUCAUAGAAGAGAAGCAUCCAGAGCCAAAGGUAGCUUUAAACACGCCAGGGCAGCUCCGGUUCAGGAAAAGUAUGAUCAGUUUUAUGAACGAAUUAGGUCCAAUUUACGUCCCUGGAGUAGCGCAGAAGAUUCUCGGAGAGCAAAGCCUUGAGUUUUUCCUCAAUACACGCCAGGAAGACGUAGGCAUGCCGCUGUACGAGUAUGGGGAGAAGAAUUCUCCCGGCGCCUUCGAAAGGUGCGAGCCGUUUGCGCGGGAGAUAACGGUGCUUCUCAACGAGACUUCCGGGCCUUUCUUUUUGGGCGAUACUGUCAGCUACACUGAUUUCAUGUGGGCUGCUAUUUUGCUCUUCUUCAAGUGUCUCGGCACUGAGGAGUACGAGGAAGUGUUAAAGAGGACGGGCGAUGCUGCCGCGCAUACAAGGUUUCUAGAGGCGUUGAGCCCAUGGACGGAACGGAAUGAUUAG